Molecule: messenger RNA, 1446 nt
Organism: Aegilops tauschii subsp. strangulata
Lineage: Eukaryota; Viridiplantae; Streptophyta; Magnoliopsida; Poales; Poaceae
Product: probable protein phosphatase 2C 10
Biological process (GO): protein dephosphorylation
Molecular function (GO): protein serine/threonine phosphatase activity; cation binding
Source: RefSeq, a predicted model, not a curated record
CACCCUACCCCGCCCCCAAUCCCGAUCUCUCUCCCCCCCCCCCCCCCCCCUCUCGCCCCUCUCAUGCAUGAGAGGUCGCCGGGGCCAUCGCUAGCCGCCACGCGCCUCCCCUCCUCCGCCUCCCUGCUCCUGCUCCUGUCGCUGUCCCUGCUCGCCGGGCGCUCGCACGGCUGGUGGUGCCGCGAGGACGACGAGGGGUGCUCCCUGAUGGGGUUCAGGGGCGACGACUCGCCGGUCACCGGAGGCGGUAUCAGUGAAAAAGGCAGGUUCAGUUAUGGGUUUGCAAGCUGUGCUGGGAAAAGGGCAUCUAUGGAGGAUUUCUACGAGACAAGAGUGGAUGAUGUUGAUGGAGAGACUGUUGGGUUGUUUGGCGUAUUUGAUGGUCACGGCGGAGCUCGAGCAGCUGAAUAUGUGAAGAAGCACCUUUUCAGCAAUUUAAUCAAGCAUCCGAAAUUCAUGACAGAUACAAAGGCUGCUAUUGCUGAAACAUUCAAUCAUACCGAUUCAGAGUUUCUGAAAGCUGAUAGUAGCCACACCAGAGAUGCUGGCUCAACUGCCUCAACAGCUAUUCUUGUCGGUGGUCGCUUGGUGGUUGCAAAUGUUGGUGAUUCUAGAGCUGUUGUUUCUAAAGGAGGGAAGGCUAUUGCGGUUUCCAGGGAUCACAAACCUGACCAGACAGAUGAGAGACAGAGAAUUGAGGAAGCUGGAGGCUUUGUGAUGUGGGCUGGGACAUGGCGUGUUGGUGGUGUUCUUGCUGUUUCUCGCGCAUUUGGUGAUAAACUUCUAAAGCAGUAUGUUGUCGCUGAUCCAGAGAUCAAGGAGGAGGUAGUUGACAGCUCACUUGAAUUCCUUAUCCUUGCUAGUGAUGGGCUAUGGGAUGUUGUAACUAACGAUGAAGCUGUUGCCAUGGUCAAGCCAGUAGAAGAUCCUGAGCAAGCGGCGAAGGGACUACUUCAAGAAGCUUCUCAAAGGGGCAGUGCUGACAACAUCACUGUCGUCAUUGUUCGCUUCUUGGACGGAACGACGACGUCUGCUGGAGAUGGACCGAGCGAGGAGGUUGCCAAGGACCAAAGUGAGGAGGUCGCCAAGGACCAAUCUUCAUAGUUCUUGUUCCUCCACGGCGUUGUAUCCGCUGUUGUAUCUGAUGCUCAAAGUAGAUGUCAUGUGGCGGCGCCCUCCCGUGCUGCGAAACCGAAACUGACUUGGCCUGAGUUUCGUCGUUGUUCCAUGCUCCCGGCUAUCCUAGAUGGUAGGUAAUGUCGGAACACAGGGGGAUGGUGGGGCAGUGUUGUUACCAUAUGAUCCAAGGGGUACCUUUUCUUUCUUCAUGCUGAACCUUGUACUGUGUAGCUUCUAUGCUGGUGUUUCAUGCUAGUGAUUUUUAGCAGUAAAUGCAUGUAACCUGACUAUUUGAAUGAUUUGAACAAAGUUGUGCUCAUGGUGUCA